ACCUUUUUUUCCUAUUAGAAUUACCCACGCACACUAGUGCAUCUCUUCCCAUAAAACAUUGACACCAUUAACACAAACAAUAAAGCUAUAACGAUAGGCUAUGACGUUGAUUCAUUGUGGGGCUGAAAGCGCUCACAUCCAGACAUUGACAAAUGUUAGCCUACUUCCUCCACGGACAUUCAGUUUGAUGGCCAUCAUUUUAACAAUAUUCUAGAAGUUGGAGAAAACUAAGAUGUGUGCAUUCGAUCCGUGUGCGUGAGUGACGCGUGCAGUCUAUGCUUUACGUUUGUCAGUGGCGUUCCGGGGUGUUUUUCAUCCCCACCCCCUUCCCUUCAUCUGACACAUUGUAAUAACUGCUGGUACGGCCACCUCGCCGCUGAUUUGACUGCGGAGCUUUUACGAAUCAUCUCUUGCGUUCCUCAUAGGAUAUCUGGGUUUGAGAGACAGCUUUCAGCCAUUUUUACCACCGGUAAACUUUGGUUGAACCACGCAAAACGCGUCUCAUCCUCACGAGUGUGUGCGAGUGUUUUUUUAUGAAGGGACAAAGACGCAAAAACAAAAGGCUAAAACGCGAGGUUUGGAUAUAAAAGGGCACCGGCUUUUAUCUGACGCCAGGUUUCUGUUUUUGCACUGAAUUCUAGCAUGUGCUACAUGUGACGACAAGGAUGCGCGGAGCAUGGGACCAGCAGCCAGGGUGAAUAACUGUGAGACCGAGUGUGGGGGGCCAGCAGAUGGACACGCUGGGAGGUCUGGAGCCGGCUGCCAGCCUGCCCGCUGCUGCUGCUGCUAGGGACGCCAUCGCCAUGGAGCAGGCCUUCAGCUUCAACACGCUGAAGAAGUUAGCAGCGGAGCCGGACCACACGGAUGUCAGCCUGACCGCAGCAGAGAGGGUGCGAGCCCUGAGCAAGAUGGGAUAUAACAUAGACAUCAACCAGGAGGUGACGCCGCGGCGCUACUUCCGUUCGGGAGUGGAGAUGGAACGCAUGGCCGCGGUCUACCUGGAGGAAGGCAGCCUGGAGAACGCAUACGUACUCUACAACAAGUUCAUCACUUUAUUUGUGGAGAAGCUCCCAGGGCAUCGGGACUACCCACAGUGCAGCGUGCCGGAGAAGCAAGUCAUUAUGAGGAAAUUGCAAGAGGUGGCCUUCCCAAGAAAAGACCAACUGAAGAAGCUCUUGCACGAAAAGUACAGCAAGGAACACAACGAGUAUCUGAAGAGACAGGCCGCAUGUGUGGCCCAGAGGGGUAACUGUGGAGGAGAGAUCCAGCAGCAGCAGCAGCAGCAGCAUCAGUACCACUCUCCCCAUCCGCAUAGCAACCAGCAUCCGCAUCCCAACCAGCAUCAUCAUCCGCAUCCCCAGCAUCAGCAUCCCCAGCAUCCCCAGCUGCAGCUGCAGAGGCUGUCCCUUCUGGAGGAGGAGCGGCAGCGCGUGGCCCAGCUGCGGCGCAUGCAGCUGGAGAGCGAGCAGUUCCGCUACUUCGAGGACCAGCUCCGGCGGCAGGAAGAGGCUAACCGUCGCCAAGAGGACACUACUACAACGACGACAACAACAUCAUCAUCAUCAUCAACGACAACAACCACCUCUCCACCUCCGUCCGUGACGUCCAAUAGCGUCAAUGCCACGUCGACUGGGGGCAAGGUGUCGGAGCAGCCGGACGGAUCGUGCCUCUCUCAGCCGGGCUCCAAGAACCACGUGCGGUCCGGUCUGGACCCCAACCGGAACAAGACCUCCGCCUCCGCCUCCAACAACACCACCACCAACACCACCACCACCACCAAUAACACAGUGCCUAAGACCAAGCCGGCCCCCACGCUAGCUGCUGUGCAGAAUCAGCGAGUGGACGGGCUGAGGCGAGUGCUUAUCCCCAGGGACCUGACGCACUGCUUUCUCCUGCUGGCCGACAGCAACACGGCCAGGGGCAUCGAGACGUGUGGGGUACUCUGCGGAAAGCUGACCCAUAAUGAGUUUGUGCUGACCCACGUGAUCGUGCCCAAGCAGUCUGCCGGGCCAGACUACUGUGACAUGGAGAACGUGGAGGAGCUCUUCAGAUACCAGGACCGCCACAGCCUCCUCACACUGGGAUGGAUACAUACCCACCCGACGCAGACGGCCUUCCUGUCCAGUGUGGACCUGCACACCCACUGCUCCUACCAGCUCAUGCUGCCAGAGGCCAUCGCCAUCGUAUGCGCGCCCAAGCACAACGACACAGGAGUAUUUCGCCUCACCAGCUCUGGCAUGGGGGAGGUGGCUGCCUGCAGACUCAAGGGCUUUCACCCCCACUCUAAGGACCCGCCUUUAUUCACUAUCUGCAAGCACGUCGUUGUGAAGGACACAAAGACUGUGGUCCUCGACCUCAGGUGACAGGGGACAACUUUGGGACAUCAUGACUCCUCUCCUCGCGACACCGCAAACUUGACCGCAGAGCGCACCUUUCUUAUUUUCAAAAGCCUGGCGGCGGUCCUCAUUUUUUUUAAAAAUCGUUGUUGUUUACACAGAGGCUUUUUAUAUUUAUUUAUUUUGAACUGAAGUACUGUGGAUUUGCUUUUUUAAUUUUUUAUUUGUUUUGCCGCCCUGAAUGUUGUGAAGCUGUUGAAAUGCUGUUGCUCUUGAGAUCUUCUGCGUGUGUUCUGACUGUCCUUUUUCAUAUCGCCUUGACUUUAAUUUUUGGGUCUUUCUCUAACUCCUUGAUAUGUUUUUGAAAUGGUUUGUUGUUUUUACAAGUUGUGACAGGGUACAUUAACUCAUUAGAUCCAGACAAAAAAAAAUAGACCUGCUGUCGUAGGAAAGCUACUUUUGUGAUCAAAUACUGUGCAGGUUUUAUUUUAUUCUUUACCACCAGAUGGCACUGUGGUUGCUUUGCAAAGUGCCGGAAAGCCAGAGGUGAUUUCUAAUAAAUAAAUAAAUAAAUGCCUUCUUAAGGACUACCAGAUUGACUUUCUCGUUAUCUGCAGACAACUCUGAGUCGAAAAAAAAAUGAUGUUUGUAUCAGACAUUGAUGUGUUGAGAAUCCUGUGAAUUUCAGUAUUCAGCCUGCUUGGUUAUGGGCUGCAUGGAAAAAACUUGAAGACAUUUUAGCGUUUUAACCUUUAAGUCUGUGAAUUUGUUUGUGGCCAACAGCCUCUUAGUGAAUAACAGCGAGGAACUCAAUACGAUGUCAAGAUGUGAAUGGUUUCGAUAUCACCAGACCUUUUGCUGAGCCAUAUCCACUGUUGUUCCUCAGUUGUGGUAUUUUAUUAUUGUGAUUUUUUUUUUUUUCAUUUUGGCCAGUUUGUUUUUUAACGCAAAGUGAUGUUACAAGUUGUAUUACUACAAGGCUGUAAUGGACAGGUAUGUCAUUAUCAAGCUCUACCUGUUUGUUCUUUGUUCCUUCCUACACAGGGCUGGGCUGGGGGAGAAAUAGGGCCUGGGCACUUUUGGGCUAAAGGGGCCCCUCAAAAUUAGUGACGCAGAACUGACUCACCGGUGGGCACUGCACCCUUGUGGGCCCCUGUUUUCAAAAAUGUAAAUAUCUCUGAAAAUAGGGGUCCAUGAGGGUGCGGGGGGGCCCACCGGGAAAUGCCCGCUAUGCCCACAGAUGUACAGUCCAGCCCUGUUCUUACUGACCCAAUCAUAGGUGUGUACAGUAUGUGUGUAUGUUCUACAAUUUAUAUUUUGCCUUCUGGUUGUUCGUUUGCUUACGUUUUAAAAAGAAAUAACUGGUCUGUAAGAAUGGCCAUUUACAACACACACACACAAACACACACACACACACACGUACACUCACACACACGCACACACGAUAAGAAUAUGUUCACAAAACCAAAGGACUGCAGAAAUACAGACACCCAUCUAAAAGCCUUAACGCAAAAGCUGUUCCUUUGAAAAAAACAAACAAGCCCUGUUUCCCUUGCGACCCCCUCGACCCACCCACCCACAACUCAGGUCCAGGUAUGACUCAGACUUAAGCACAGCAUCCAUGUGUAUCAUAACUAAUGUACCUUCUCAUGUACUCCGAAUUCAACACACUGUAUGUGCUAUAACAGGGGCCUAUACUACAAAGCUGGUUCAGGAUAAGUUAAGGUUACGUUAAGAGGUAAAUCAGAGCUUUUCUUAAGAAAAUGAGGACUCCAGGCUCUUCUAUUAGAUGAUUUACCUCUUAGCUUAACCUUAACGUAUCCUGAACCAGCGUUGUAGUUUAGGGCUCAGAUGUCACCAAACACUAUAUUUAACUUGUUUUUCUUCCCCUUGUAUUUCUAACUGUAGGUUUUUAGGUAAAGCAAAGGUGAAGCAAAUGGCUAUGUGGCUUUAGUGUCAAUUAUUUGUCUGCUGGCUUUGUUUUGGAUGUUUUAAUUUCUUGUCAUUAUUUACUUGUUCUGUAAUAGGCCUUUUCUCUUACCCUAUAUGUUGUGUUUUUCCUCCAUUUUGUUGUGGUUUUGUUUUUCUCUGAAGGUGAAGCACUUGUCCAGCAGUGGGUGGUGGUCUUUAUUGUUCUUUUGGUGGGUCACACACUGUCUGAAUGUGUCACUUUUUGAAGAAAAAAAAAAGACACUUUAAGCUGUCUAUUACUGUAUUUCGCUCUCUGCUGCUGCUGCUGUGUGUGUGUGUGUGUGUGUGUGUGUGUGUGUGUGUGUGUGUGUGUGUGUGUGUGUGUG
Engraulis encrasicolus (European anchovy) is the source of this 4633-nucleotide messenger RNA. RefSeq names its product STAM binding protein-like 1 (gene stambpl1). NCBI's taxonomy places the organism in Eukaryota, Metazoa, Chordata, Actinopteri, Clupeiformes, Engraulidae. Bases 732 to 2363 code for a protein of 543 amino acids. Gene Ontology annotation, molecular function: K63-linked deubiquitinase activity; protein binding; metal-dependent deubiquitinase activity. The record is from RefSeq and is a predicted model, not a curated record. Gene Ontology annotation, biological process: protein K63-linked deubiquitination. The transcript has 13 exons. Gene Ontology annotation, cellular component: membrane; endosome.